Molecule: messenger RNA, 1145 nt
Organism: Nicotiana tabacum (common tobacco)
Lineage: Eukaryota; Viridiplantae; Streptophyta; Magnoliopsida; Solanales; Solanaceae
Source: RefSeq, a predicted model, not a curated record
UUAGCAAGGAGAAAAGAAGGGAGGAACUCAAAAGAAAGCUCUCUAUCUAAUCCUCUUUCUCCAUCCCCGCCGGAGACGCAGCACAAAUCUCCUUGCAAAACAAAUCAAAAACUUAUAAUAAUAAUUACAAUAUGCAGAAUCAAAUGACCACCAUUAGCACCCCCAUUCCUAAUCACCCCCACACUAUUCAUACAACAUUCACCACUGCUAAUAAUCUUAAUCAUAACUAUAGUACUAAGCGCGUUAACAAUAACAACAACAACAAUAACAAGAACGUUCUUCUUCGUGUCAACGGUGCAGGCCAAGCUUGUGCUGCGUGCAAAUAUCAACGUCGGAAGUGUGCCCCGGACUGCGUUCUUGCCCCUUAUUUUCCUCACGAUCGCCAACGCCAAUUCCUCAACGCACAUAAAUUGUUUGGGGUCAGCAACAUUACCAAGAUCAUUCGCCACCUUGAUCAACCUCUAAAAGACGAAGCCAUGCGCACCAUCAUCUUCCAAUCCGACGUUCGUGCCAAUGACCCUGUUGGUGGUUGUUAUCGUAUCAUUCGAGACCUGCAACGCCACAUUGAUUAUUGCAAAGCAGAGUUGGAUAUCGUUCUUCAUCAACUCGCCUACUGCAGAGCACAGGCUGUUGCUGCUGCUGCCUCAGAACAACAGAUAUUAGCAGAUCAUCAUGCAACUGAGGAAUCAUUCAAUGAUAAUAAUUGUGAUGGUGUCGUGAAUCAGGCAGAUCCAUUGGUGAAUAAUAAUGCAUCUUCGUAUGAUCAACAGACUGUAGACUACCAUCCUCAUAGUUAUUAUAAUCAUACUAGUUGUCAGAAAGGUGAAGAUGAUCAGCAAUAUGAUGAAAUUCAAGAUGGCCAAUUAGAUUUAGCAGAUAUUAACUUCCCUUGGAGCUUGCACGAACAAGAAUCCACGUCUACAUCGGCGCCUAAUUCUUUGAUGAAGCAGCUUUCUGUUUAUGACCAAUGUGACAAUAUUAAGCCUAUUCUGGAGGGGAUUUCAGGUUUUGGAGAAGAAGGCCUAAGUUUCGAACAUGACCAAGCCUUUGAUCAACACAGCUAUUCAACAAGGGAACAUAGUCCCAUCGAAGGAAGAGAGUGAAUCCUUUCCACAUGCUCGAAGAUCAAGAUCUAAAGGUGCUGC